GAUAAAAACUAAAAGAAGAAGAACAACAACAGCCAUCUCAGCCAUCUCGGUAGCUUGCUCGGAAACAUAGCGGAAACAUUCAAGCUCUUAAAGACUCUUUCUGGUAUUUUAGGCACUGUGUUUUGAUCACAUUUCUGUCGUUUAGCUAAUUAUCUCAUUUAAUUUCCUAUUUACGUUUUUGUUGUUAUUAUUUAGCUGACGUGGCUGGUUAAGUUAGCAUUAGCAUAGUUAGCUAACUGUUAGCUAUCAUCCUUGACCAUGAGUUCACCAAGCUACUCUCCUCCUGAUGAAGAGGAGGAAGUCUGCUGGACGGAGAAAGAGGGUCUGUGGCUGAAUGUUGUCGUGAAAGAGGAAGAGGAAGAAGAGGAUGUCACAGUAACAAAAGUAGAGGAAGAGGAGGUUGUUACAGUAAAACAAGAAGUAGAGGGUGAGGCUGUUACAGUGAAAGAAGAGAAAGACGCGUUCAGAGUGAAAGAGGAGGAAGAGGAAAAGGAGGAUGUGACUGUGAAAGAAGAGGAGGAAGAGGAUGAUGCAGUUUUUGGAGUGAAGGAGGAGAAAGAGGAGGAGGGGGAGAUGACUGUCACAUUGAAAGACGAGGAAACAGGAGAUCUGAUUAACACCAGAGAGAGACGGGACUAUAGUGGAUCCUCUGGGGAUCCUCAACAACCUCAUGAUGCUGACGAGGCAGAGCAGAGUCUCUCCGCAUCGGAACAACCCAAGAAACACCAGCGGAGAAUCACAGGAAAGACACCUCACUGCUGCUCUGACUGUGGGAAGAGUUACUCAAGAUCAGAUUCACUAAAACUACACCAGAGAAUUCACACAGAUGAUAAAUCUCACUGCUGCUCUGACUGUGGGAAGAGACUUACCUCUUCGGCAGACCUUAUAAGACACCAGAGAAUCCAUACAGGAGAGAAACCGUAUAGCUGUGAUCAAUGUGGAAAGAGUUUUAAUGUUCCAAGCAGCCUGAAAACACACCAGAGAAUUCACACAGGAGAGAAGCCUUAUAACUGUUCUCAAUGUGGGAAAAGUUUUUCUUCAUCAAGCCGUCUGACUACACACCAGAGAAUACACACAGGAGAGAAUCCUUAUAUCUGUGAUCAAUGUGGGAUGAAUUUUACUACAUCUAGCCAGCUGACUUUACACCAGAGAACACACACAGGAGAGAAGCCUUAUAGCUGUAAUCAAUGUGGGAAGAGUUUUGCUCACUCACGCAGCAUGACAGCACACCUGAGAAUACACACUGGAGAGAAACCUCACUGUUGCUCUGACUGUGGGAAGGGAUUCCACUCUUCAGCAGACCUUAAAAUACAUCAGAGAAUCCAUACAGGAGAGAAACCUUAUAGCUGCUCUGACUGUGGGAAGAGCUUUUCAAAAUCAUCUACAUUACAAUCACACCAGAGAAUUCACACCGGAGAAAAACCUUAUAGCUGCUCUGACUGUGGGAAGACCUUUUCAAAAUCAUCUACAUUACAAUCACACCAGAGAAUUCACACUGGAGAGAAACCUUAUAGCUGUUUUCAAUGUGGGAAGAGUUUUACUGAAUCUAGACGGCUAACUACACACCAGAGAACACACACCGGAGUGAAACCUUACCACUGCUCUGACUGUGGAAAGAGAUUUGUUUCGUCAGGACAUUUAAAAUCACACCAGAGAACACACACAGGAGAGAAGCCUUAUAGCUGUGAUCAAUGUGGGAAGAGCUUUACUCACUCAAGCAGCCUGACUAUACACCAGAGAAAACACACAGGAGAGAAACCUUAUAGCUGUGAUCAAUGUGGGAAGAGUUUCGUUACAUCUAGCCAGCUGACUAUACAUCAGAGAACACACACAGGAGAGAAAUCUCAUAGCUGUGAUCAAUGUGGGAAGAGUUUUGUUACUUCUAGCCGUUUGACUAUACACCAGAGAACACACACAGGAGAGAAACCUUACAGCUGUGAUCAAUGUGGGAAGAGUUUUGUUACAUCUAGCAGUCUGACUAUACACCAGAGAACACACACAGGAGAGAAACCUUAUAGAUGUGCUCAAUGUGGGAAGUGUUUUACUACAUCGAGCCAUCUGACUAUACACCAGAGAACACACACAGGACAGAAUCCUUAUAGUUGAAAUCAAUCUGGGAAGAAUUUUGCUCAGCCAAACUAGCUGAUAUCACACACAGGAAAUAAAUAUUGUAGCUGUGAUCAAUGUGACAAGAGAUACUCUGGUAAAAAGAUAUCUGAUUAAACAUCAGAAAAUACAUGGAGUUGUUUCAUGAUAUCAAUGAAAUGAUGUCACAAUGUAGAACGUUGUAGAAGGGGUAUUUUAAUUAUGUCAUAAUGUAGAAUGUUGUAGAAGGGGUAUUUUAAUGAUGUCAUAAGGUAGAAUGUUGUAGUAGGAGUAUUUUAAUGAUGUCAUAAGGUAGAAUGUUGUAGUAGGAGUAUUUUAAUGAUGUCAUAAUGUAGAAUGUUGUAGAAGGUGUAUUUUAAUUAUGUCAUAAUGUAGAAUGUUGUAGUAGGAGUAUUUUAGUUAAUCAUGUCACAAUGUAAAAUAUAUAUUGAGUGAGAGAUCCUUCCUUCCCUUGUGCUCCUUCACUCCGGGUCUUUGUCCACUACUUAGUACACAAAACCUACAGACAAGAACAGUAUCCCACAUGCUUCAAGUGCGCAUCCCACAUUUCUGAGGGAUUUCCGUUCACACAAUUUCUGAGACUGAAGCUCUUGUGUGUUGUAGUAAAACAGAGGCUGGAAAUGUAGAGGGAGUUUGAGUCUCAUCGCCCCCUCCCCUAAAGAAUGGCUUGAUGAUGCUCUCAGUAGAAAUGUAGAAGGAGUUUGAGGCUCAUCGCCCCCUCCCCUAAAGAAUGGCUUAAUGAUGCUCUCAGUAGAAAUGUAGAGGGAGUUUGAGGCUCAUUGCCCCCUCCCCUAAAGAAUGGCUUGAUGAUGUUCUCAGUAGAAAUGUAGAGGGAGUUUGAGGCUCAUACCCCCCCCCCUAAAGAAUGGCUUGAUGAUGCUCUCAGUAGAAAUGUAGGAGGAGUUUGAGGCUCAUACCCCCCCUAAAGAAUGGCUUGAUGAUGUUCUCAGUAGAAAUAUAGAGGGAGUUUGAGGCUCAUCGCCCCCUCCCCUAAAGAAUGGCUUGAUGAUGUUCUCAGUAGAAAUGUAGAGGGAGUUUGAGGCUCAUACCCCCCCCCCUCCCCUAAAGAAUGGCUUGAUGAUGCUCUCAGUAGAAAUGUAGGAGGAGUUUGAGGCUCAUCACCCCCUCCCCUAAAGAAUGGCUUGAUGAUGCUCUCAGUAGAAAUGUAGAGGGAGUUUGAGACUCAUACCCCCCCCCCCUCCCCUAAAGAAUGGCUUGAUGAUGUUCUCAGUAGAAAUGUAGGAGGAGUUUGAGGCUCAUCACCCCCUCCCCUAAAGAAUGGCUUGAUGAUGCUCUCAGUAGAAAUGUAGAGGGAGUUUGAGGCUCAUACACCCCCUCCCCUAAAGAAUGGCUUGAUGAUGCUCUCAGUAGAAAUGUAGAGGGAGUUUGAGGCUCAUACCCCCCCUAAAGAAUGGCUUGAUGAUGCUCUCAGUAGAAAUGUAGGAGGAGUUUGAGGCUCAUCGCCCCCUCCCCUAAAGAAUGGCUUGAUGAUGCUCUCAGUAGAAAUGUAGAAGGAGUUUGAGGCUCAUACCCCCCCCUAAAGAAUGGCUUGAUAAUGGUCUCAGUAGAAAUGUAGGAGUUUGAGGCUCACCCCCCCCCCCCAAGGCUCAUCCUCAUCUUGAAGAGACGUCGCUCUAGUCUUGAUGAGACGUUGCUCUAGUCUUGAUGCCAUGUCCUCCCUCUAGUCUUGAUGUCCUCCCUCUAGUCUUGAUGCCAUGUCAUCCCUCUAGUCUCGAUGUGACGUCCUCCCUCUAAUGUUAGUUGACAGAUAAGAACACGAGACUUUAAGGAGAAAUUACCCAACAUCCCCUAUUGCAUGUAAUUUCUCAGAGGCCCUGUCUCCUCCAUGUCCUUCUGCUCUAUACAGUAGAUAAACCUUCAGGUAGGGGUGGUUCUCAGAGGCCCGUCUCCUCCAUGUCCUUCUGCUCUAUACAGUAGAUAAACCUUCAGGUAGGGGUAGGGGUGGUUCUCAGAGGCCCGUCUCCUCCAUGUCCUUCUGCUCUAUACAGUAGAUAAACCUUCAGGUAGGGGCGGUUCUCAGAGGCCCGUCUCCUCCAUGUCCUUCUGCUCUAUACAGUAGAUAAACCUUCAGGUAGGGGCGGUUCUCAGAGGCCCGUCUCCUCCAUGUCCUGUUCUAUACAGUAGAUAAACCUUCAGGUAGGGGUGGUUCUCAGAGGCCCGUCUCCUCCAUGUCCUUCUGUUCAGCAGAUAAACCUCCACGUAGGGUUGGUCAUCUUGAACUUAGUCUUCUCCACCCAGAAUGCAGGUGGAUGUUCUAUUUAAAAACUCUCCACCCAUCAGGCGUGAAUGAAGAAUUGUUAUUUGAGUGUUGUCUGUAACUGGUAUAUUGCCUGUUAUUGGUGUUCCAUACCUCCCUCUAGUGGUGCCUCUAGCUCCAUACCUCCCUCUAGUGGUGCCUCUAGCUCCAUACCUCCCUCUAGUGGUGCCUCUAGCUCCAUACCUCCCUCUAGUGGUGCCUCUAGCUCCAUACCUCCCUCUAGUGGUGCCUCUAGCUCCAUACCUCCCUCUAGUGGUGCCUCUAGCUCCAUACCUCCCUCUAGUGGUGCCUCUAGCUCCAUACCUCCCUCUAGUGGUGCCUCUAGCUCCCUACUCCUACCAUCCUGUUUGAUUUAUUCUGAGGAAACGUUCCCAUGUAUAAGCAAUACAUGUUUCUCUGUCCGCUUUUCUUUAUUUGGUAUAUAAUGUAGAGCAUGCAUUCUGUUGUACUAGGUACUGAUUUAGAGAUGUUCUGAUGCGUUUUCUUGGCACCAUCAUGUGACAUGUAAUUAUCAUUGAAAUAGAAGCCUGGGACCUAUUCACAGUGAUGAUGGCCUGAGAUCAUGUAAUUAUCAUUGAAAUAGAAGCCUGGGACCUAUUGUUCUUUUGUUUUCACCUUUUAUUUAGGCACUUUCUUGUAUUAUUAUAUAUUCUUUGGGCAGUUUCAAUAAACCUCUCUGGUGCAAAGUCA
Oncorhynchus kisutch (coho salmon) is the source of this 5074-nucleotide messenger RNA. RefSeq names its product zinc finger protein 2 homolog. Gene Ontology annotation, cellular component: nucleus. Lineage: Eukaryota; Metazoa; Chordata; Actinopteri; Salmoniformes; Salmonidae. Gene Ontology annotation, biological process: regulation of transcription by RNA polymerase II. The record is from RefSeq and is a predicted model, not a curated record. The transcript is spliced from 2 exons. Gene Ontology annotation, molecular function: DNA-binding transcription factor activity, RNA polymerase II-specific; RNA polymerase II cis-regulatory region sequence-specific DNA binding. The coding region runs from base 259 to 2106 and encodes 615 amino acids.